Chara braunii is the source of this 3823-nucleotide messenger RNA. NCBI's taxonomy places the organism in Eukaryota, Viridiplantae, Streptophyta, Charophyceae, Charales, Characeae. The record is from the annotation of a GenBank genome assembly.
GCUAGAGACCAUAGUUGGCAGGAUCCCUGUCUGGAUUCUGUGAGUCUUAGAUUGAGUCAGUAGGUUUGUCAGUCAGGGGUUAGAGUCUACGUGGUGAGGAGUGGAAUCAUUGUGAUUGUGCACCUAUCACCAUGGUGGACCUGCGUAGUGGGAAGAGCACUAGCCCCUACACCGCCGAGCAGCAAGAGAAGAUGGUCGCCUUAGUUAAGGAGAAUAGGGAGAGAAAAGAACGUGAGAAGCAAGCGAAGUUAAAGGCAAUUGCAGAGGAACAGGCGGCGAAGAUGAAGGAAUUGGAGGAUGAGAUGGAGAAAAAGAAAAAGGCUGCUGAAGAAGAAGCGGCGACAAAGGAAGCAAAAGAGAGAAUGCGGAUUGAGAGUGGAGAAGGAGGUAGUGGCACGAAGAGGGACACAGACGCAGAAAUGGAGAAGAGAAUAAGCGAGUGGGUUGCUAAUUUAUCGUUGGGAGCAGAUGAGGAGGCAGAGUCUUAUGUGACUGAGGAUGAGAGGGCAGCGCUAGCCAGUGAGCUAGCCGCAAUGACAGACCCUAUGGAACGGCGAGAAAGGGAGGAGGAGCCGAAAUUGGCAUGGAAGUUGAGGAUGAAGAAGGAGAAGAAGAGGAGGAGAGAGGAAGUCAAUAAGUUGACCGCAGAGGUGGCAAAGGUGCAGGAGUGUAGGGCGGAAGUGUUGGCCCAGCCAGAUGACAAGGCCAAGUGGGAUAAGGUAUUGGGGUACCUAGAGGUGUUGAGCCAAGCCUGGAUGGAGGAGCACCAGGCCAGCUGGAGCCAAGACGUAGCUUUGAGUGCUAUGCGGUCAGGGUUCAGAGACUUUGCGUGCGAGAUCGUCAUCCACAUUGGGGGCGAAGUCAUCAUGUCGAGCCGCAAGUAUGAAGCCAGCCUUGUGAAGCGCCAUUUUGAUGUCCUUGGCCCCGCGGGCAAGGAUCCUUCGAAGGGGGGAAAGUGGUGGCUUUGCCAUUACUGCGAUCUGAAAUUUUCGGGCAAUCUCAAUCGCCUGAGGGAACAUUUCACGAAGGGGAUUUGCGCAGUUGAGAAAUCAACGAAAACAUUGACCACAAAGGAAAUCUUGAGAAGGAAGGAAGGAUUGCGGCAGGCAAGGAUAGACUCGGGCAUGCCGAGGGACGGUGCCAAUGCCCUACCUGUUGUCACCAAUUUGGUGGCUGCUUCUAUGAUCGAAGGGGUGGGUGACGCUUGUGACGAAGCAGCGAGAGUCGCUUGUGGCGAAGGGGUGGGCGGCAGCGGGCCAGGUAUCACGGUGCAGCGCACAGGUGCAUCUGCUGCACCUGCUGCAGGGAUGCGACAAAUGUUGUUGGAGGACACCGACUGCGUCGUCACAAAGAAUGAGCAGACGUCAAGAAGAGUAGACCGCUGGAUGACGUGCACGAACCAGCCAUUCAACAUGGUUGAGAACGAGUUCUUCAACGACAUGGUGGACACCAUACGAGAGGCCCACCCGUCAUGGAGACUGCACUCGAGAGAGGUGGCGCGUAAUGGCCGAUUAAACGGACAGCACCAGAAGGCGAUCGAGGACGUUGGGAGAUUGGCGAAGAAGUGGGAUCGCACCGGCUGUAUGGUGCAAGUAGAUGGGUGGUCUGACUGGUGGGGAAGACCACACGUAAGCAUUAUGGUGUCCUCUCCCAUCGGCACCGUCUUUUGGAAGUCGGUAUGCGUAGCGGGAAAGGACAAAGACGCCUGUGCGUACUACAGAAUACUCUCCACUGCGAUUGAGGAGAUUGGCCCAAGAAGCGUGGUUGGGGUGAUCAUGGAUAAUGCCCGGGUUUGUGUGAAGGCCGGGAAGUUGGUGGAGAAAAAAUACCCGUGGAUAUUUCGAGUGGGUUGCACGGCGCAUGCCCUUGACCUCGCGUUGGAGGACAUGGACAAGCGCAUUCCGUGGUUUGCGGAGACUGUGAAGAGGGGGAAUGUGUUGGGGAAGUUCGUGAUGAACCACGACAAGGUUCGAGCACUCUUCCUGACCAAAUCGGGUGGUGGCGAGAUUAAGAGGCCAGGCGACACUCGAUUCGUGACCAACAUCAUCAUGUUGCAGUCGCUGUGGGACAGGGGAAAUAUCCUGAAAUUGACUGUGGCUGCCAGCGGGUGGGUCUCCUCCCUGGUGCCGCCCCACCUGCGUUCUCAAUUCGAGGAGGUGACGGCGACUAUCUUGGAUGGCGGUUUUUGGAAGCGGGUGGACAAGGCCUUGACGACCACGGAGCCCAUCGUCAAGCUACUGAAGCUCGUCGAUGGUUCGGGCGCAACAAUCGCCAAGGUUUAUCAUCGAAUGGAUGGUGUGGUGGAGUCGAUUCGCAAGCUGGACAUCUUGGCAGACUUCGAGAAGGCGGAGGUCGAGUCGAUCCUCAUGGAUCGACGGGCGUUUAUGACUUCAGAGCUGCAUUGUGCAGCAGCCUUCUUGGACCUGGAGUACAGAUCGCAGGGCUCCUUCAAAGGCACUGAGAUCCGAGCCGGGUUCAACAUAUGGUUGUAUACCUGGUGCACAUACGAGAUGUUUGAUAACGUGAGCUGGCAGGUUGAUGAGUGGGUGAACUUCAGGGGGGCCUUGCAAUCAGAGGAAGCUUUGCACGCAGCACUCACCAAGACCCCGGCGAUGUGGUGGGAUGCGUUUGUAUCGCAGCUGCAUCUUUUGCAGCCUCAAGCAAUCAGACUGUUGGGCCAGGCAAGCUCAUCCACGGCAUGCGAACGCAACUGGAGUUUGCAUGAGCUCGUUUUUGGCAGGAGGAGGACGAGGAUUCUGCCCACACGCCUAUCAAAGCUCGUCUACAACAAUUGGAACCUCCACCGGCAGUGGAGGCAAGAGUGCGGCCGUGGUGUGGAUGAUGUCCACACUCCGUGGGUGGAAGAAAUGUCGGACGUCGAGUUGAAGGAGGAGGCAGAGCAGUUGUACAAUGAUUGGGUGAAACGGGUGAAGAACAGCAUGCUAAGUGGCGAGAAUGACGCGUCGGACGGGGAAGGCGAGUCGGAGGACGACGACGAUGGCGAGGAAGUGCCUAUGGCAAGGAGGUGGUUGCGCAAUGACGAGGUGGACAAUGCAAUGGACCAGGAGGAGGGCCUUGCGCACAUAGAUAAGUACACGAACGACUGGCGCGUCAACACUCGACCGGGGAGACAGCUGGAGCGUGCCUUGCAGAGGUUGUCGGGCCAUCAACACCCAACAUCUGAAGUGCAGUAUAACAAGGAGGACCGGGAGCUUGCGCUGCGGGCUCGAGAGACGGGUGAUUGGGUGGAGGGUCGAAAGAAAGGCGGAAGCAGCAGGCAACGUAAAGUGCGGCUCGGUGAUGAGGGUCGCCGUCACGGUAGACGUGCUGCGGAGGAGGUCAUUGCACCUCCGGAGAAACGGAAGAGAGAACGACCGACCAACAAAGAGGCCGCAGCAAGAAAAGCAGCAAUGCGAGCUGAAAAGAAAAAGGCAGCGUUGGAAGCAUUGAGAAAAAAAAAAUCCGCCGGAAAGAAAAAAGCAGCAACAAAAACAAGAAAGAGGGACGACAUCAUCGACGAUGACGGCACAAAAGCAUGUUCAUCGUCUUCAUCUUCAUCAGAGGAAGAGGAUGAUGAAGGUCAUGAUGCCAACGACGGAGAACCGCGGAGUGUAGAGGAGGGAACUGAGCGUGAGGAGGAGGAAGAGGAAGGCAAGGAGGAAGAGGAAGGCGAGGAGGAAGAGGAAGGCGAAGAGGAAGAGGAAGGGGAGGAGAAAGGAAGGGGUCGCAGAGGAAGAGGGUGAGACUUCUGCACAGGGAGGUGCAGAGGAUUAGGAAAUUUCGGCUGAGUUGAUGUCGCUGACUGCAAAGUUUGCGGUUUCGC